GUAGGAGCAAACAAUUUGAGGGUGAGAGAGGGGAAAGGGGGUAGGCUUUCUUUGAACAUCACAAUGCUAAGAUUUCUCUUUCUCCCUUUUGAGAACCCUCUGUUCUCAUACAUCUUUCAGGAGCAUUGAAGAUUUGUUGAGACGAGCAGUUAACGGGAGAGGUUGAAUUUCUGGGCUGCCGGAAAUUUCACCGUUGUUGAAAUAUGCAAUCACCUCCUGGUACUGCUUCGUCCGACAAAAAUGACACUACUUCCUCCUCUCCUUCUAAUUCCUCCCCAUCUCCGCCACCACCAUCUCCGCCUACCUCCCCACCCCCAGAAUCUCCUCCACCUGUAAAUUCUCCUCCACCCGCAAAGGAAUCUUCUCCUCCGUCAUCACCACCACCCUCAGCUUCUGAAUCACCACCACCUCCGUCAGAAUACACUACCACAUCACCCAAUGCUCCUGAUGAGGUGUCUCCUCCUACCUCAUCCAAAUUUAAUCCCCCACCCCCAGUUUCCUCAGGACCGCCUUCAUUAUCUGCUGGAAAAUUAUCUCCUCCUCCACCUUCAGAAAAAUCAGCACCUUUUGAAAAACCAGGCGGUGCACAACAUUCAGGCAAACCAGCAGCUGGUUCUUCAGGAAACAACAAUGGCUCGCCUUCGUCUAAUUCAGGUUCAUCUGAUAUGUUUAUAGUUGCUGGAAUAGCAGUGGCAGGAUUGAUGAUUUUUGCCACUAUCAUUGUUUGCUUAAUUUACUGGAGAAGGAAGAAGAAAGAACACUACUAUAUCAAUCCUCCUCCUAUUCCUCCCGGUCCUCCUAGACGUCCACCUAAAGGUGCAGGUAGUACUGAUCCAUACUACAAAGGUCCUAAGCCCAUGGAACACAUUGUUAAGGUUCCUACCACAGUUUAUACAAGUAGCGAUAGCACCUUUGCUGUUAAUGGCCAAGCUCUUGUGCCAUCUCCGAGUCUUGGUGGGUUCUCUAAGAGUCAGUUCACUUAUGAGGAGCUAGCUAGAGCGACUUCUGGAUUUUCAAAGGCCAAUUUGUUAGGCCAAGGUGGUUUUGGGUAUGUACAUAAAGGUGUUUUGGUUGAUGGAACGGUGGUAGCUGUCAAGAGUUUGAAGUCGGGCAGUGGACAAGGUGAACGAGAAUUUCAGGCAGAGGUUGAUAUCAUUAGCAGAGUUCAUCAUCGCCACCUUGUUUCUCUUGUUGGAUAUUGCAUUGCUGAUAGCCAGCGAAUGUUGGUCUAUGAGUAUGUUCCCAACAAAACCUUGGAAUUCCAUCUUCAUGGGAAGGGUCAUCGUGUUAUGGAUUGGGGAACAAGGCUUAAAAUUGCGUUGGGAUCAGCCAGAGGAUUAGCUUACCUCCAUGAAGAUUGCCAUCCUAAGAUUAUCCACCGUGAUAUAAAGGCUGCAAACAUUCUACUUGAGGACAACUUUGAAGCUAAGGUGGCAGAUUUUGGAUUGGCUAAGCUUUCUUCUGACAACUUUACUCAUGUCUCCACCCGUGUUAUGGGAACUUUCGGGUACAUGGCUCCUGAAUAUGCAUCAAGUGGCAAGCUAACAGACAGAUCAGAUGUGUUUUCAUUUGGAAUUGUGCUUUUGGAACUCAUAACUGGGAAGCGACCUAUUGAUCCUAGCAAUAUUAUGGAAGACAGUUUAGUAGACUGGGCUAGGCCGCUUCUUAAAACAGCCUUGGAAGAGGGAAAAUAUGACGAAUUGGUAGGUGCUCCUUUUGAAGGAAACAGUGUUCCAAAGGAGCUGCAUCGGCUAGUAGUCUGUGCUGCUGCUAGCACUCGUCAUUCUGCUAAAAGACGUCCAAAGAUGACUCAGAUUAUGCGAGCUUUGGAUGGCGAUUCAUCUUUGGAGGACAUGAGCGAUGGUGCAAAGACUGAUACCUACGAUACUGGUGCAUACAACGCUGACAUGGUCAAGUUUAGGAAAAUGAUAUCAAACCAAGAAUUCGAUAGCAGUGAAUAUGGAGGGACAAGUGACUAUGGACUCAACCCUUCCUCCUCGAGCGGUGAUUCCAAUGAGCUUGAUCAUCAUCAAAGAGGUAGAGGAUGAAUAGCUAACUAGCUGAAGACUUGAAGCUUGACAGGAUGAAUAGCUAACAUUUUGACUUCUUCCCUAGAACUGAUCCAAUUAAUGGAUCUUACUCUUUCGUGAUUUUGUCAAAUAAAUAUACAAAAUCAAAGGCAUAGCAGCAAAAUAUGCUUAUGUAUAUAUUA
Molecule: messenger RNA, 2212 nt
Organism: Solanum stenotomum
Lineage: Eukaryota; Viridiplantae; Streptophyta; Magnoliopsida; Solanales; Solanaceae
Product: proline-rich receptor-like protein kinase PERK5
Exons: 9
Coding region: 204-2048 (614 amino acids)
Biological process (GO): protein phosphorylation
Molecular function (GO): protein kinase activity; ATP binding
Source: RefSeq, a predicted model, not a curated record